GUUACCAGGCACUUAGCCGCACGGACUCAGACGUCCCAGUCAGAGCCAGCAAUGUUGUCCGGUUGGUAGGGAAGCGCGAUUUAACGACGAGUUGUGUUCCGAGUCCUCGCCCACUUGAUACGGCCCCGAGCUCUCGGUGCGGGAGCAGAGCUAUUGUGUGUGUAUGUUGGAUUUUGGCACCGGAUUUGCAGUGCGGAAGUGAAGGAAAUGCAUGAUUGCACGCUGCACGGUGUAGAGUGUUAAGUGGUAAAGUGUAUUAAAGUUGCUAAAAAGUGCUUCAGAAGCCGCAAACGGUGACAACGCGACCGCGGCGGAAAAUCGAAACCUAAUACCCGAAUUUAUCCAUUCAACUUCCCCGCCCCCACCCAACGGGCUCGACGUCGGAAGAAGGUUAGGAUCGUUUGUGAGUAAAUUUAGGUUGCCCACUUUCUUAUCGCAGGCACGUAACGCACAGUUGCCGCGUGUCCUUUAUUUGGAGCGCGAGUCUGAGGACCCGGGGCAUGCCCGGCGGCGCUUCGUCGCGAUAUGAUUGUCCAUUAUUUGCCGCCCCGCUUCUCGGUCUCGGUCCGUCUGUGCUUAAUCUGCAUAAAAGCUUAAUGAAGGAAAAAGGCGAACCAUCGGCUCCAGGAUUCCGGCCCGGUGGGCCAUCUGGGAACGGGCAUGUUUAUUCGGAGCAGCAGUGAAAAGCCGGAGAAGUGAAAAUCGUGCCCAGAAAAGUAACGAUACCCGGUGGGCGAGGAGAGUUGGUGGAAGUAGUGCUGAGUGAAAAGAAGGUGGGAAGAAAGUGCGCACAGAAACAGGAAUCAGCGAGAGUACUAGCAUUGCCUUUGGCUCGGUGUUGGUGGCUGGUAUGUAAAUUUCGCUCCGAAGCAGCCGUCGGCAGUAGUGGCGCGAGAAAACGGAACGCACCGACGAGGGAAAACUUCAGCAGCGCGUUAUUUAAAGCCCCGAUGCUCGAAUGCAUUGACCUCUGCAACAGCAUCAACAGCCACAAAAAGGACGAACCAUCUGGCAGCAGUAACGAACUGGAGAAGUACAAAUUCGAUUGAUUCGAUUGUGCACAAAAGACAAAUUCAACCAGUGAUUGCACUAAAGGACCUCCACUAAGACCUCGGUUGAUGUGUGGUUCUGUAUUUAUGAGACACAGCGCAGCCUCCAAGUGAAGUGAACAAUCGUACCGCCCGUAGUGAAGUGGUCAUGAAAUUAAAUUAAGUAUAUUUUAAGCGAUUGAAGUGCCGUGCGCGUUAAAGAUCGCAAAGACAGGAUGCUGCCGAGCGCUAGCGAACCGGUGGUCCGGGUCGCGCCGUACGGCCACGAGUGCCCAUUAGUGCUCGAAAUGAAGGGGUCCACCACUGUCAAGGGUCGAGGGUGGAGGCCACUUUGCCGGUGAACGAGCAGGCCGUGUACUGCUUUCCAUCUCACACCAACGCGCGCGCGCGCUCUCCAGUUUGCGGUCCCGGAAGGACGAGCAACGAGCCGUCACUGCAGAGCUGCCGAUCCCGGGCCGGUCAAAGACAAAGAGGGAGGGAGGAAAAAAGGAACAACAGAAAGCGGAGCUAAAGGACAAAGACCCCAAAGACGCAAGACAAAAAACACAUUCUGGAAGCGAGCCGUACGAUGGAUUCGAGUGUGAAGAGAGACAACAUUAACGCCAACGGCACAGAACCUGACGUCAUUGGGAAAUAGGCGGAAAAUGGAGUGCAGUGCAAUGCAGAAAAGUGACAAAAUUAGCAACAGCCAAGGAGCGAGUGUGUGUGUGUAGUGACGAGUGAAAAAUAGCCAAAAGGUCGUGAAAAAGGUCCCGGUAACAAACAAAGCAACACAAACCAAGGAGUGGCAUCCUUUUUGCACAAUACGCACAGUACGCGAACCGAGUGUACAUAAAUACACCAGAGAGAGAGAGAGAGAGUGAGAGGGAGUGAGACACCGCAACUGGGACCUUAGGCAAAGUUUUCGGUGAUAAUUUUCUUUCCCUUCCCGUCUGGUGCGCCGGUGGGGAGUUUGCCGCCGACGGCAGGAAACGAUUUGCCAACGGGCACUCGCUAAUGGUGCCUAUGAUGGCGCUGAAGAACAACAGAUCGCGUGGCCGCCGUCGUGAGGCGGGAGUGCGGGGCAACCGGUGUGGCUGUGGCGGCAUCGCCAGCGACUGUAAUCCGUUCAUUUCCACACCAUCGGCCGUAUUUUCGCGAACUUUGCUCGUUACCUUUCUGCUGAUGACGUUCAACGUGAACGUGUGCCAGGUGGUGGAGGCCGCGGCCAGUGCCAGUGCCAGUGCAGCUGCCGGAAUUGAGCGACGACCGAGCGGGGAUCUGCAGCGGCCCGACGGUCUUAAAAUGCAUCACCACGGAAUUGCGUCAGCAGCGUCCCCGGGCUCUCUGCAGCACGCCACCGCCGGCACGUCCACAGCCUCAUCGUCGGGCUCGGCGUCCGCAGCGGCCCUGGUCGCUGGAGGACUCGCGUCACCGUCGUCCUCGCUGACAGGGCCAGCCGAAAAGCCGUACUUUGACGAUGUCAACUCGCGCAACGUUACGACGGUCGUGGACGACACAGCAGUUCUGAAAUGUCGCGUCAAGCACAAGGGCGAUAGAACGGUGUCCUGGAUGCGCAAGCGGGACCUGCACAUAUUGACGUCCAACAUCUACACCUACACCGGCGAUCAGCGCUUCUCCGUAAUCCAUCCGCCCGACUCGGACGACUGGGAUCUGAAAAUUGAGUAUGCACAGCAGAAAGAUAGCGGAAUUUAUGAGUGUCAGGUGAACACGGAGCCGAAAAUAAAUCUCGCCGUUUAUCUGGACGUCACAGAUGAACGAGAGUUUGCCCAAGAUUUCUCCAAGUAUGGUCCAAACACUGGAGGAAAGCACUUUAUCGGUGCCAUUGGACUAGAUUUUCUCUCAACAGCCGCCCGUGCUAAGAUAAUCGGCUCCCAGGAGGUGCACGUGAAGAAGGGCAGCACCAUCUCCCUGUCGUGUGUUGUGAAUGUCCAUGCAUCGUCCAUCUCAUGGUACCAUGGAUCGUCGAUCGUUGACUUUGAUUCGGCCCGCGGUGGCAUCAGCCUCGAGACGGAGAAAACGGAGGGUGGCACCAGCAGUCGGCUAAUGCUAACCAGAGCCACGCUGCGCGACUCGGGCAACUACACCUGCGUCCCGACCGGUGCAAUAUCCGCCAGUGUACAGGUUCACGUGCUGAACGGUGAACAUCCGGCUGCAAUGCAGACCAGCAGUGGCGUACCGUGUCCAACGCACCAGACACUUAUCCUUCUCUUUGUAUCAUUGAAUAGUUGUAAUGUUAGUAAAUUAAUCUUCUUCAUAUCAAACCUGCUCGAGACGAUGCGUUUCCUGCUCACCACAACGAUCGCCCACUUCCUUGUUCAUCUCCGUCGGCUACCAUCCACGCUCGGUGCAGGGCGCACAAAGUCCACCCGCUUCGUACUACUGACACUGGCCACGAUUGGCACUCGGCUGCGAAGAACGGCACUGCAGCAACGGCAGCAUCCCGCAGCAUCCCCCUGCUCGGUGCGCACCCAGUCAAGAUGAUCUUCUUCCCGGCGCGGCGAAACAACAGCAACACCGAGCGAUGGCGGCGACGGCGACGUUCUAUGAAUGCCCGGUGGACUUGGCAACGACGGGCCAGCUGAGAUCUCCGAGACACUGAUUGGAACGCACUCACGUCACGUCACGUCGAGCAGCGUAUGCAAUCAACGUGCGCCCACAAUUCAGCAGUGCAAGCAGCAGCACGUUUCGAGUGAGAAACACUGGCAAAAAAGGUAGGAAAAACUUCUUAAUGCAACGGGAAGAUGCAACCGGUACAUAAGGAUGGAAUCACGCGAACGAAUCAUCAUUCUCCCAGUCAGUGUGUGAGUGAGUGAGUCGCGGAGGUGAACUGUAAAUGUAUAAAUGUUAAGUUUCUACUUCAUAAUAAUAAAAAUAAUAUUUAAAUUUAAUGGCAUGCCCCCUGCAGUGAGGAAGUGGAUGAAGGUGAGGGAGAGGAAAGAGGGGGGCUGGCGAUUAGUAGGAAAGGGAACAGUCUAAAUGGGCGGAAUGACAGUAAACUACACUAUCUGGACACUAUGAUGUACUGGAUUCGAAGAAUCCUAGCGAGUAAGAUAACCUAGAUAAGUUAGUCAAUAUUUCCCCAUUUUCCCACGCGGUAAGAUGCGGCCUGCAAAGAAGAAUAAGAAGAAAAAGCAGGCCAGCAUUUCGUUCCGGGGCCGCGCCGAAUUUAAGACUUAAACCGAAUGGGACACGGGACAAGCCGUACAACCGUUGUAAGAUAGACACAGAUAAGACACAGAUACACGAGUGAAACUGCAACCCAGAUCGAUAAACACACAAAUGCGUAAACAUUUUAGUAAGAAAGAGAAGCAAACAAUACGAAUGAACACCCCCCAACAACAAAAAAAGUGACGAAAAACGAGUUUGUGAAAAUAAUAGAUAUAGAAACAUGGAGUAACAUGGACGAAUUAAAUCAAACGUUGGUAAGAAUGGGGGGCAAAGAAGAGGAAGCAGGGGAGAAAUGUGUAAUUAAACAGUAAACGAACAAAAAAGCCGAAUUUUCUCAAACCCUUUCCACUUCAUUUUAGCAAACACAGCAGAUCGAAUGCUCUGAUCAGUGCUACCUAGAGGCACUGGAAGCACAAUCGAUCGAAGGAGACAGAACAUGUAAGGCUAAUCUAGAUCCCAAUUGUAGGCAAUACAGGAAGUCGGAUAAGUAAAGCAGCAGUAAGUAAGAAAGAGCAAACAAGCAAACUUGCUAACGGUGGCUCUAGCACACGAAAGUGAACAAACAGACACGAAAACAAACGAUCACGAACAAAAACCAAACAACAGACAUACAGAGUUACAAAGAAAAGGGUAAAAAACAGAACAGAAACAAUGAGAAGCAAACCGCAAACUACAAACUGAAAUGGUUUUCUUUUGACAACAUAUUUUAUCCCAUGGAGCAGGAGGAAGCCGAUGCAAAGAAGUAAACGAAGCAAGAACAUAAAUCAAAUAAUCUCUCUGUAUAAAUCAAAACAACAAACAAACCAAAACACAAAUAAAUCUAACAAAAACUACAACAAUCAUCACUUGUGGAGAGUGUGGCCAGUAGCAGAGGGACACUUGUGCAGAAGUGGACAGCUGGACAGUGAGGAAAGAGGAAACAGAGAACACAAACCAUUAUCAUCAUUCGUUAAAUGGCAAACCCGGUUCACGUGUGAUGGUUCAUAAACAUUGAAAAUAAACGACUAAUGCGUAGGAGAAAUUGAAA
Messenger RNA from Anopheles gambiae (African malaria mosquito), 5247 nucleotides. RefSeq lists its product as uncharacterized. The record is from RefSeq and is a predicted model, not a curated record. NCBI's taxonomy places the organism in Eukaryota, Metazoa, Arthropoda, Insecta, Diptera, Culicidae. The coding region runs from base 2046 to 3533 and encodes 495 amino acids. Gene Ontology annotation, biological process: synapse organization. The transcript is spliced from 10 exons. Gene Ontology annotation, cellular component: neuron projection membrane.